Brugia pahangi is the source of this 411-nucleotide messenger RNA. The record is from the annotation of a GenBank genome assembly. Lineage: Eukaryota; Metazoa; Nematoda; Chromadorea; Rhabditida; Onchocercidae.
AUGGAUGACAGUGAAGCGGACAUACAGUCUAAUGAAUUGCAAUUUGUUUGGGAAGCAAUGACACCUGAACUUCAGGUCAACGUUCCAAACUCUGAAGAGUAUCAGUCGACUAACACGGCACUUCCGGUUUUUCAACAACAGUCUAUCCAGAAUGAAUAUCAAGAACAGAAUCAGAGUCAUUCGGUGGAAUUAGCAGAUAACGACACCUUGCUAUCAUCACCAAGCAAUGGGAUUUAUCUAUCUCCAGACAAUGAUUCUCGACGUGAUAGUGUUCGGAGCAUGAGCGUUAUCGAUGAUAAUGGAGUACGUAUAAAGCGAAAUAUCAGACGUAAUGGUACACUCCCGAAUUUAUCAAAAGGUUCACAUUUCUGUUUUAUGUUUUUCCAGUAUAAUUGUUGCUUUUUCAUUUAA